Molecule: messenger RNA, 1053 nt
Organism: Aspergillus calidoustus
Lineage: Eukaryota; Fungi; Ascomycota; Eurotiomycetes; Eurotiales; Aspergillaceae
Source: the annotation of a GenBank genome assembly
AUGACCGCGACAACCAACCAAGCUGCCUGGCUGGUCAAAGCCGGGAGCCCGCUUGAAGUCGGCGACGCCCCGAUGCCCUCUCCCCGACCGGGCGAGAUCGUGGUGAAGAAUGCUGCGAUUGCAAUCAACCCCCUCGAUACCCACAUGCAGGACGUCGGCGUCUUCGUCCAGGAAUGGCCCGCAAUCAUCGGCUGCGAUGUUGCAGGUGAAGUCUAUGAAGUUGGCCCUGAUGUAACACGCUUCAAGAAAGGUGAUCGCGUUGCUGGACACGCCAUUAACCUGACCACUGGCCGUCCUCAAGACGGCGCAUAUGCGCUGUUUACGGUUGUCCCCGCCGAGAAAGCCGCUAUCCUCCCAGAAUCAAUCUCCUUUACCGAAGGGGCCGUCCUACCUUUGGCCUUAGAGGCAGCCAUCUGCGCGCUCUGCCUAAGGAUCCCCGGGGAAGCGCUCCCAGGUGUCCCCACACCAGCACUAAGCCUACCGUACCCCUCGCUCGACGAGAAUGCCAAACCAACAGGUAAAGCGCUAAUCAUCUACGGCGGCACCUCGGCAGUCGGAUCCAUGACAACCCAAAUCGCGACUGCGGCUGGAAUCCAUGUUAUCUCCAUCGCAGGCAAAGACAACUUCAAACUCAGCAAGACUUGCGGCGCAGUGGCAGUCAUCGAUUACAAAGACACCGAUGUCGUCGCGCAAGCCGUCGACGCUGUUAGGAGAUCAACCCUGGAAUUCAUCGGUAUUUUCGAUGCGAUCUCUACGUCGUCAACCUACGCGCACGACAUUGAGAUUCUAGAAAAAUUGGGUGGCGGCCACCUCGCGGCUGUGCAUCCGCCUCCAGCCGAAGUGCCGGAGAAUGUGAAAGCGGGCAUGAUCUUCGCUGUUAAUGAGGUCGCGGCGCCGGUCUGGCGGGAGUAUGUUACGCCGGCGUUGAAGAGUGGGAGACUGCAGUGCCUGCCCAAGCCGAUUCUCGUCGGCAAGGGGCUGGGGAGCAUUCAGGGUGCCUUGGAGAAGAUGCGCGAGGGGGUUAGCGCGGGGAAGAUUGUUGUUGAGUUGUAG